CGGCGGUUGACCGUGGGUUGACUGCAGCGUUGACCAAGGCGUUGACCAAGACCGUUGACCAUGAUUUUGACCAAGCUGGAGCCGGUAUAUUCUCGUCAAGCCUUCAGCCUACCCCUCGCCCUAUGGAUGGAAAAGUACUGCCCCCUCCGAGGCCGAGCAGGCCCGGAUUGCCGCCCUUCUGAGAGAAAAGAGAGAAAAGGAGCUCUUGAAGCAGGGAAGUUGAAGGCCAUUGAGGAGGAGGAGGUGGCGCAGAAGAAAAUAUUGGAGGAGAUGAUGAGAAUUCAAAAGGAGAAGCUGAUGCUGAUGCUGGUAGAGAGAGAGGAGGAGGAAAGGAGGAAGGCUGCAGAGAAAGAGGCAGCAAGGAAUGAAGAAGAAGAAAAAGAAGAACCCCUUGAGAGAAGACGCAGAGAGAAGAGAGGGGAAGUCAGUGCCACGAAGGAGGAUGACAGAUGGAGGGAGAAGAAGAUAUAUGAAUGGGUGGCUAACUUAUCUCUAGGAGAAGAUGAAGAGGCACAAUUGUAUGUGCCGCAGGAGGAGAGGGAGGCGUUUGCCAGGGCACUGGAGAUGAUAGAGGACCCCGUGGAACGCCAGGAGACAGAACAUGAAAAGAAGUUGGAGUGGACACUGAAAAUGAUGAGGGAGAAGAAGAGAAGGAGGGAGGAAGCCAGUAGAAUAGCCGGGGAGGUUGAGCGUGUACGAACCGGCAGGCAAGAACUGCAGGCCCAAACAGAGGUCUCUGCCAAAUUGGAUAAGGUGAUGGGCUUCCUAGAAAUUCUGAUCGAGGCCUGGCUCGAAGAGCACCAGGCCCGUAAGGGCCAAGAUGUGACUCUGCAACCGAUGCGAUCUGGGUUUAGGGAGUUUGUGAGCGAUGUGGUAGGCCACGUCGUGGCUGAGAUUAGAAGACUGAGGGAUGGCGUCGACAAGUUUUGCGCUGACGCCAUCGAGACCGCCAAGGUUGUGGCCACGACAGAGGCCACGGCUCGCCCCCGCAAAGAGCCCAUUAAGCUGAAGUUCCCUAACCCAUAUAGCAGGAAGGAGGAAAACUUCGAUAAUUGGUAGGCCAACAUAAACACCUAUGUCUUUUUACAGCAUAUUACCCCCGAGGAGCAAGUCCUCGUUGCCUUCCACGCGUUGAAAGACGAAGCAGCCAGCUUCG
Messenger RNA from Chara braunii, 1156 nucleotides. The record is from the annotation of a GenBank genome assembly. Lineage: Eukaryota; Viridiplantae; Streptophyta; Charophyceae; Charales; Characeae.